This is a messenger RNA of Gavialis gangeticus (Gharial), 3902 nucleotides long. It is a transcript of the gene PRPF40A, whose product is annotated as pre-mRNA processing factor 40 homolog A. The transcript has 26 exons. Gene Ontology annotation, biological process: mRNA cis splicing, via spliceosome. Gene Ontology annotation, molecular function: protein binding; RNA binding. The record is from RefSeq and is a predicted model, not a curated record. Lineage: Eukaryota; Metazoa; Chordata; Crocodylia; Gavialidae. Bases 3 to 2792 code for a protein of 929 amino acids. Gene Ontology annotation, cellular component: U2-type prespliceosome; U1 snRNP.
AGAUGGGUCACCCAGGCAUGCCUCACUAUCCACCCAUGGGGAUGCACCCCAUGGGCCAGAGACCACCAAAUAUGCCACCAGUUCCACAUGGUAUGAUGCCUCAGAUGAUGCCUCCAAUGGGAGGACCACCAAUGGGGCAGAUGCCUGGAAUGAUGCAGUCAGUGAUGCCAGGAAUGAUGAUGUCCCAUAUGUCCCAAGCUGCCAUGCAGCCAACGGUCCCGCCAGGAGUGAAUAGUAUGGAUACGCAAGCAGGGUCUGGUUCAGGAAAAUACUUAAGCACAUCGAGUCUCCAUUGGAAGUUAAGCACAAUGGAAGGUACAACACCUCCAGGAACUCAGACUGCACAUCCAGUAGUCUGUUCAGCCCAGCAAACCACCACAGUCAACAGUUCGGUAACUGAAGACCAGUCUAAACAGAAAUCUGUAUGGACUGAACAUAAAUCACCUGAUGGAAGAACUUAUUAUUAUAAUACUGAAACAAAGCAAUCCACAUGGGAGAAACCAGAUGAUCUUAAAACACCUGCUGAGCAAUUAUUAUCUAAAUGUCCUUGGAAAGAGUACAAAUCUGAUUCAGGAAAGCCUUACUACUAUAAUUCCCAAACAAAAGAGUCACGGUGGGCAAAACCUAAAGAACUUGAGGAUCUUGAAGCAAUGAUUAAAGCAGAAGAAAACAGCAGCAAACCAGAAGAAUCAACUCCAACUACAUCUACAGCUGCUGUUGCAACAGAAGUAACCAAUACAACAACCACCACCACCACUUCUGCAGCUGCUGAAACUGCUGUAGCUGCUACUGCAACUACUGCCACCCCUGCUGCAACAGCUGCCUCAGAAAGUGAAACUGCUUCUACUACUAGUUCUGCAGCUGCUACUGGUAGUGUUACUGCAACUGCUGCAGAAAAUGAAAGUACAGGUACAGCUACAGCUGAUGAACAAGUGCAGCAAACCAAUGCUACUCCCGUUGUACAGGAACAGAAUGCAGAAACUGUCACAAACACAGUAGAGGAAGGUUUUAAGCAGGAGGGUUCAGCAGAUGCUACUCCCAAAAAAGAGGAGGACGAUGCCCAGCCAGUUAAAAAAACAUAUACGUGGAAUACAAAAGAAGAAGCGAAACAAGCAUUUAAAGAGCUUUUGAAAGAAAAGCGUGUACCCUCCAAUGCCUCCUGGGAACAAGCUAUGAAAAUGAUCAUUAAUGAUCCAAGAUACAGUGCUUUGGCAAAGUUGAGUGAAAAAAAGCAAGCCUUUAAUGCUUACAAGGUUCAGACAGAAAAGGAAGAAAAAGAAGAAGCCAGAUCAAAAUACAAAGAAGCUAAAGAAUCUUUCCAGCGUUUUCUUGAAAACCAUGACAAGAUGACAUCUACAACAAGAUAUAAAAAAGCUGAACAAAUGUUUGGAGAGAUGGAGGUCUGGAAUGCAAUAUCAGAGCGUGAUCGUCUUGAAAUUUAUGAAGACGUGUUGUUCUUUUUAUCUAAGAAAGAGAAGGAACAAGCCAAGCAGUUGCGAAAAAGGAAUUGGGAGGCUCUAAAAAACAUACUGGAUAACAUGGCUAAUGUAACUUAUUGUACCACUUGGUCAGAGGCUCAGCAGUAUCUGAUGGACAACCCUACAUUUGCAGAAGAUGAGGAACUUCAGAAUAUGGAUAAAGAAGACGCCCUCAUCUGUUUUGAAGAACACAUCAGGGCUCUGGAGAAAGAGGAGGAAGAAGAAAAACAAAAGAGUUUGCUGAGGGAAAGGCGCCGACAGCGUAAAAAUAGAGAAUCUUUUCAGAUAUUUUUGGAUGAAUUGCAUGAACAUGGGCAGUUGCAUUCAAUGUCUUCUUGGAUGGAGUUGUAUCCAACCAUAAGCUCUGAUAUCAGAUUCACUAAUAUGCUUGGCCAACCUGGAUCGACUGCACUUGAUCUUUUCAAAUUUUAUGUUGAAGAUUUGAAAGCACGCUACCACGAUGAAAAGAAGAUAAUAAAAGACAUCUUAAAGGAUAAAGGAUUUAUAGUUGAAGUGAAUACAACUUUUGAAGACUUUGUUGCAGUCAUCAGUUCAACUAAAAGAGCUACAACCUUAGAUGCAGGCAAUAUCAAACUGGCUUUCAAUAGUCUCCUGGAAAAGGCAGAAGCCCGUGAACGUGAAAGGGAAAAAGAGGAGGCUCGGAAGAUGAAGCGGAAGGAGUCUGCAUUCAAGAGUAUGUUGAAACAAGCUGCACCCCCGAUUGAGUUGGAUGCUGUUUGGGAAGAUAUCAGGGACAGAUUUGUGAAGGAACCAGCAUUUGAAGACAUUACUUUAGAAUCAGAAAGAAAAAGAAUAUUUAAAGACUUCAUGCACAUAUUAGAGCAUGAGUGUCAGCAUCAUCAUUCAAAGAACAAGAAACAUUCUAAAAAAUCUAAAAAACAUCACCGAAAGCGAUCACGCUCCCGUUCGGGCUCAGAGUCUGAAGAUGAUGAUAACCAUUCAAAAAAGAAGAGGCAGCGUUCAGAAUCUAGGUCUGUUUCUGAGCGUUCUUCCAGUGUAGAAUCUGAGAGAAGUUAUAAGAAAACAAAAAAACACAAGAAGAAAAGCAAAAAGAGAAGACACAAGUCUGAUUCACCAGAAUCAGAUGCUGAACGAGAAAAAGACAGGAAAGGGGAGAGAGAGAAUGAAAAGGAUAGAAGUAGACAAAGAUCUGAAUCAAAGCAUAAAUCUCCUCCCAAAAAACGGCCUGGAAAAGAUUCUGGUAACUGGGAUACUUCCGGCAGUGAACUGAGUGAAGGGGAAUUGGAAAAACAGAGAAGGACCCUUUUGGAACAACUGGAUGAAGAUCAAUGAGAGAAUUAUUUAUACCAAAUAUGUUUACAGUAUGACUUAAUAAAAUAAACCGAUGUCUAAUUCAGGAUAUGGGUUCUAAUAUGCUGGAUAUGAGUCCCAUUGUUGAAAUAACAGUGGGUUUAAAUUUUACUGCAUCAAGAAAUACAUUCAAGUACCACUCUGGCAGGCCUGGCAUCAAAUCAAAACAGAAAAGGAAAUUCAGAGUUAAAGCUGAAAUUCUGUUCUUAAUUGGCUGGAUAGCACGUAUCCUUUUUACAUCAUGGAACUAUUUGCAGGGUUUAAUGUGAUUAAUGGAAGACAUUUCACUUUUGAACUCUGGGUUCUACUUACAAUGGCCAGGGGAAGUACUGGCACCUUUCUAGCAGAACCACAUCCUAAACACAGUUCUUCCUAGAAAGGUACUAAACCUAGUUCUUCUGGCCAGUGUGGGUGAGUUAAAUUCUCCUCUUUAGAAAAAGAGAUCCGUAAUAUAGUUUCUUGUGGUUCAACUUGCUUUGUGGGUUUGUUCUUAUUUUUUGAAAGACGGGGGGCUGGAAAGGGGAGGGGAAUAAUGAAUCCAUUUCUUAACUUACAGUACAAAAAAGAAUCCACAAUUGAAGCUGCUGUUUGGGUAUCACAUGACUGGCCAAACUGAUGGUUUUGAUAAUUUGUAUUAAAGUAAUGUUUUAAACCCCUGCAAAAAGGUGCUUAUGAUGAAAAUGUGAUAGGUAGGCCCUUCAUUACAGUGGCACUAGAGGACACUGCUGUAAUAUAGCUAUCAUUUGUAUUGAAGUAAUACCUGAUAAAUGGCUAAGGGCAUUAUUUCAGCAUUUAUUGUCAUGUUAAGGAAAUUUAACAGAAAUCAAAUUGUAAAUUUAUUUCAAUAUGUUGCCUUAAUCUGCUGAAGAAUGUACCACCAAAUUUUUAGUAGUAGUUGCAAUACUCAUGUCUAGAAAAUCUUUUUUUUUUUUUUUUUUUUUUUUUUUUUUUUAAUAACCUCUGCUUGGAGGAAAAUUCCAUCAUCCCUUUUCAGUGACAGAUAUUAACUACCGUGGUACACAUUCUGAAACCUUUCUGAUUUGAAUAUUUUUGUACAUUUUUAUCGAUUAUUAAACCUUGUCUUCAAGCGUG